AGCAGUGUCCACAACAGAGCCUUCAAAUAAAAAAAAAAAUAAAAAAGGAAAAAGAAAAGAGGGAGACAGGCGGGUCACAAGAGUCCACCAAGCGUCCAGGAAACAGCUCACAGCUCAGGGACUCAGCCAGAAGAGGCGGGGAGAAGUUUGUUAUUGGAAAAGCUGACAAGAGAGCAAGGCAGCGGGGAGGGGAGAGAAAGAGAGGUGGCUGUCUGACUUUGACUUUAGUCAGUGAAGGCCUCAUGCAGCUUCUUAGCAGCAACUCAAUCCCAUUUUUAUCUGCCUGACACACCUCGACUCUGAGCAGAGCUCACCAGGAGCCCAGAACUGAGCGGAAGUAAAGAGAGGAAUAAAGAGGAAACAGGAAGGAAAAGGGAGAAAGAAAAGGAAGCAUGAUGACCCAAGAACAGUGCACUCAUAGGAACAAUGUCCAGAGUUCAGAGAAACCACAAGUGUACAAAGUGGGAAUAUACGGCUGGAGGAAACGCUGCCUUUACUUCUUCGUCCUGCUGCUGAUGAUCCUGAUCCUGAUCAACUUGGCGCUAACUAUCUGGAUCCUCAAGGUCAUGAACUUCACCAUAGAUGGCAUGGGCAACCUGAGAAUAACAGAGAAGGGCCUGAAACUGGAAGGGGACUCUGAGUUCCUCCAACCCCUCUAUGCCAAAGAAAUCCAAUCCAAACCAGGCCGCCCACUAUUCCUACAGUCGUCCAGAAACGUGUCGGUCAAUAUUGUCAACAGCAACAACCAGCUGCUCACACAACUUGUAACAGGAUCCAGUGGAUUUAAAGCACGAGGCAAGAUGUUUGAAGUCAAAUCCACCUCUGGGAAGCUCCUCUUCUCUGCCGACGAGCAGGAGGUGGUGGUGGGCGCCGAGAGGCUCCGAGUGAUGGGGGCCGAAGGAGCCGUGUUCAGCAAAUCAGUGGAGACGCCACACGUCAGGGCUGAGCCGUUCAAAGAGCUGAGGCUGGAGUCUCCCACUCGCUCCCUGCUGAUGGAGGCACCAAAAGGAAUCCAGAUCCUGGCUGAGGCCGGAGACAUCCAGGCCAUCUGCAGGAACGAGCUGCGUCUGGAGUCCAAAGAUGGAGAGAUCUCUCUGGAUGCUCGGAGGAUUCGCUUGAUGCGGCUGCCCGAGGGGAAGGCCUCCACCAGCUCCUCGUCCUCUGGGACCAGGCAGACUGUCUACGAGGUUUGCGUUUGCCCCAACGGGAGGCUUUUCCUCUCCCAGGCCGGCACUGGAUCCACCUGCCAGAUCAGCAGCAAUGUCUGCCUCUAGGACUGAUACAUACAAAUAUAAAUAAAUACGCAGAUAUCCUGAAAGAAAGACGGCAAAAACAGACAGAUGUACACAUAUCGCCUGCCUCCGGGACAGCAAACACAGACACUACAUAGAAAGACUGCCAGAGCUGAUGGAAGUAUAAACAAUCAUAGAUACUGUAACUAUACAGACACACUGAUGCAUACACUUUACAAACACUCAGACUGAUAUUUAGGCUCAACCGAUAAAGCCAAUACCGAAAAUUUUGGAUCAAAGCUGCUGACUGCUGAUCUUUUGUGCCAAUAUUUCAGUGCUUAAAAAUAUUUUCUCCCUCAAUUUUAUACUUCUCAGAGUGGAAAAGCCUUUGAGAUUGGCAUUUAGAGCAUCACAGGACACUAAAACUCUCAACUGAGUGUCGUACACAUCUCUCUCAGCUCUUUAUACAUACAUUACAGCAGCAGAGUUAUUGGGCCUUUAAACUGAAUUACACGAACAAAAGCAAAAAAAAUGUCUUUCAUUGUAGGUUUUAACUUUAUUUUAAUAAAACUGGGGUCAGAGAGGAACCUCCAUCAUAUUGACCCUCAAACACUAACAACAGUAUUGGUAAUAUAUCGGUUUGACCCUAUUUAUUAAUUGUGUACACACAUGCAUAUGCACACAUUCGCAUAUAUACAUGCAUUCACACAGUUUACAUAUUUUAACAUGGUAUACACACACAAACACACACAUUAACACACACACACACAGUCACACUUUUUGCUCGUAGGAGCCUCCUGGUAGAAUCUGAGAGGAAAAUCUCCAGAGAUUUACAAGAAGAGACACUGAUCUGUUCCCUUUCUCCCUGAAGAGCAUUUCAGUACCAGAAUCACUAGGGUGAUCACCCAUGGCAACAAGCCCCACCCACUCCCCCUCCCCUCUGUUUUUCUUGUCCUAUUUUCUCAUCUGAUGGUUACCAAAGUUGAGCUAAUUAAAGUAUUUCCUGUUUUUCAUAAAGCAUUUUAAAGCCUCAUAGGCAUGCUAAAAGAACUUAAUUACGACUACUACUAAUAUGCAUUGUGUCAGGACUUGGCAUGAAUUUAUUAUAAGAACUGGAUACCCAAGUCUAAAAUGGCACCCAUUCACUUGAAUGAAAAUUGCCCGGCCACAUGCCAAAAAAGGUUUCUAGCUUAUGCAUCCGCUUGGCCGAUACACUUUGUACUGGGAUGAUGUCACUCACAUUUAAAUCGCUUUCUAGGCUCUGGGAAAGUUUUACCAAAAUACUGUUACACCUUUGUGGAUUGAAAAUGUACCGCAAGUUGCCUGUGGGACAAAUUGACAGCAAGGUUGGCAGGCAGCGCCACAUCCAACUCUCUUAAUACAUUCAAAGGAGUCAGAAAGUUUCAAAGGUAGGCAUUUUAUAAACUGCCACUUCAGUCCAAACCAGUGACUAGACAAAAAGAUGCACAACACAUCUCCGCUUCCUCCCAAUGUACAAAGAUGGAGCCAAAAUAUCCUCGAUAAGGCAAUCUUGCCUUGUUGACAGUAUUCAGAGACAGAGUCUGCACAGUAGAAAUUCCAUUGUAUCCAGUUCCUGCCAUUCGACCAAUCAAGAGUAGAGCCAUUGAUCACAAGGACUUGAUUGCCACACACAGCUGUCAAUCAUGACAUCAAACCCACUUUUUAUAGCAUCAGACAACUAACUGAAACCAAACUUAUCAGAAAAUCUAACAAUAACUACCUAAAAUGCCCAAAAAUAUCUUCGAGGUAUACAUUUUUUUGGCAGGUAUGUCGAUAUUUUAGUUUGGCCAAUGUCCUGUCCACCAUCAUGGUUAAGGUAAGGUUUAUGACCUAUGCUGCAGACAGCCACCAGGGGGAAAUCAAUAUGUUUUGAGUAAACAUUUGGGGAGCUGCCAUGUCAUCAAUAUUUACUAUAAAAUCCAUGGUCUGGACCCAUACCAGAUCCAGAUGUGUAUACAUGUAUUAAGUACUAUUAGCAUGCCUAUGUGACAAUAUAUAAACCACAUUAGAGUCUUGUGGACACAACUAAACUUUAUGAUUUAGCAACAGUGUAAAAACAUCCAGACUUUUAAAUUAUUGGGCCACAGUUCAUUUCAGUCCAAAAGACAGAAUGAAAGUUUUCAUUUAGGCUCUAAACUAAAGUUAUACCACACAAUUUUAAGCCCAUUUGGUCUUUGUUACAAUCUGUUCAUAGUAUAUUAUGACAAAUUAUAACUCAUGCCAUGUUCAUGUCCUAUCAUGCACACCCAACUGGGAAAAAUCAUGCAAAUUAGUUUGCAUUCAGUUAUUUGAAUUAUUUCAGACAGUGUUAGCAACUAAUAAUUCACUAGCUGGGCUUUUGAUAUUUUGAACACCCGAUUGUUUCCAUGUUGUAGCUGAGAGAUGUUGCCCACUUCUUACACUUCUUGUGAUAUGACGUCAACAUGGCACAAGUGUUGCCACAAAAAACCUCAACAGCUAAAACACUGGUCUAUUAAAUAGGUUUUUCUUUUCCUUCUUUUUUCAAUGUAAACCUUUGAACUGAAUAGAAAGCUAUUUUAAUUUCA
Molecule: messenger RNA, 3799 nt
Organism: Plectropomus leopardus (leopard coralgrouper)
Lineage: Eukaryota; Metazoa; Chordata; Actinopteri; Perciformes; Serranidae
Gene: sgcd
Product: sarcoglycan, delta (dystrophin-associated glycoprotein)
Biological process (GO): cardiac muscle tissue development; heart contraction
Cellular component (GO): sarcolemma; sarcoglycan complex
Source: RefSeq, a predicted model, not a curated record